UCGAUUCAACAAAUUUCAUUUUCGAAAUUUAUUCAAGAAUGACUUUCGAAUUUGUUCAUCAUCAGGUCAACUGGUUCCAAUUAAAGCUUUUCAUAUUCGUGCUCAACUUGUUAAUGUUACUGCUGAAGUUGUUCUCUAUCAAGUUUAUCAUAAUACAAAUUCGAUUCUCAUUGAAGUUAUAUAUGUAUUUCCUUUUGAUGAAAAUUCUUCUGUCUGUGGUUUUGAAGUUCUUAUUAAUAAUAUCAUCAUUAAAUGUGUUGUUAAAGAAAAAGAACAAACUAAACGUGAAUAUCGUGAAGCUAUUGAAAAAAAAAGUCAUGGUGUGUAUUUAAUGCAUCAACAACAUCAACUAAUUGUGAAAGAAUUAGCUAAUGGAGCUAGUGGUGGUGGUUUAAUAACUGUAUUUGAAUCCAAUUAUCGUUCAAGAUGA
Messenger RNA from Rotaria sp. Silwood1, 430 nucleotides. NCBI's taxonomy places the organism in Eukaryota, Metazoa, Rotifera, Eurotatoria, Philodinida, Philodinidae. The record is from the annotation of a GenBank genome assembly.